Messenger RNA from Spea bombifrons (plains spadefoot toad), 2747 nucleotides. RefSeq names its product thioredoxin domain containing 16 (gene TXNDC16). The record is from RefSeq and is a predicted model, not a curated record. The coding region runs from base 262 to 2682 and encodes 806 amino acids. NCBI's taxonomy places the organism in Eukaryota, Metazoa, Chordata, Amphibia, Anura, Pelobatidae. The transcript has 20 exons.
AUGAUGGGGAUGCAGGAGGCAGGGAUGUGAGAGGUCAGGGGUUAAAGGUCAGUAGCACAGGGAUGCCGGCUGAAGAUAUUAAGAGGAAUGGGUGAGAAAUAGUGUGCGCACGCAGCCUGGAGGUGUGAGCACCGGGACAUGCAGGAAGUGGGGAGACACUGGAUGGGAAUCAUGAUGAGGAGAUGAAAGGGGGCACGAUCCAGAGAUGAUUAAGCUGAUUCAGGUCCAAAUCGCUGCUUCUGGAACAUCUACGGAUCCAAGAUGCCUGGGCUCAUUAUUUUGCUUGUAUGCCUAAAUAGAUUUCUAAUGACAUUGGCAAAGCACGGGCUGCAGGAAUUGGGUACCGAUAACUAUUUCAGCGCCUUAUCGCCCGGAAAGACAUCACUCCUCUAUUUCAGUAAGAAUGAUUCUCCUGGAAAUCGUAUUUUCCUUGAGGAACUUCAGAAGUCCGCUGCAGCUCUUCAGGAUUAUGGCAUUUCUGUAGCCAGGGUAAAGUGCGCGGAUGAAGAUGCACCAAAGUACUGCGUUGAGGAGAACGCGUAUUUGUUCAGGGGCACAAAAUUAUUACGGGAGUUCCCUACAGACGCACUUUUUAGUGUAAACGCCAUUGUCGCAAAUGUUUUAUUUGUUCUACUUUAUAAUGAAGUUAAAUAUAUAACAUCCCUCCCAGAGCUUCACAACAUAGAAAAUAAUACAAAGGGGAAACGAAAUGUGGUUUUUGUCUAUGUGCGAGCGAUAGGAACACCAGAACACAGAUCUGUGAUGGAAGCUGCGUUCGUUUACGGGUCAAUGUACCAGUUUGUGUUAACCACCGAAGCAGCUUUGCUGGAAGAUUUAAGUCCGGGAGAAUCCAGUUUUGUCCCUGCCAAGCUUGCUUACGGUCACUGUAAAGCAGUAAAAUCCCUGACUCAGAAGUGUCAAAGGACUUUACUGGAUGAGCCAGUAACUACGCUCAGUAUCCAUCGGUUUCUGAAGCUAAUGGAUGCCCCACUUUUGGCUGAAGCUUCUGGAGAUCCUGAUAAAUUCUCAAGUAUUCAACUCCAGCUUGGUUUGCCGAUGGUUUUCAUUAUAAGUCGGCAAGAGACUUUGGAAGCGGAUCGAUCAACAGCGGAACAUUUGGCCUGGCAGCUACUCGGGAAGGCUGGCCUAGCCAUAAUAGAGAGGAAAGCGUCUGACGUGCACAUUCCGCUAAAUGCCAACGUAGCCCUGAAAAGAGCAGACGAGAGUGAGCCUGUGCAAUAUAUGAAGCUAGAGGACACCAAAGACAUUAUAGACCUUAUUGAAAAUUCCAAAAAUCAAGAAAAUGAGGAAUCUGAGGAAAAAUCUAUCCACGAGGAUCAAGAGACUCAGGAUGAUGAGGUAGCCGGAGCGGUGUACGAAGAUAGGAAGAGGGUCUUGGCCGUUCAUUUAGUAGCCGAGCUGACAGAUGAAACAUUCAAGGCGGUUGUGGACAGCAAGCGUCAUUCGGUGGUUCUCUUCUACGCCGGCUGGGAAGCGGUUUCCAUGACGUUCCUGCGGUCUUUUCUUGAAAUGGCAGAAAAAUACAACAAUACGCUGGAUGUGUAUUUGGCCAGAGUAGACUGUUCAGAUUGGCCUUACGUCUGCAGCGACGAAAACGUAACUAGUAUUCCCGUUGCAAAGAUUUACCAAAUGGGGAAGGAGCCAUAUUUCUACACGGGAAUGAUGGGCUCCGAGGAUCUGGCGAAAUUCAUCUCGCUGAGCAAGCUGGACUGUCCACUGAAUUUAUCCUCCAUGGAAGAGGUUGAGAAUUAUCUAAAUGGAAAGCUACACAAGAGCCGGCACCCCCACCAGAACCUCUCGGCAUUAGGGAUUUUUUCUCCCAGUAUGAAAAAUGAAAUUGCUACUUUUAUGGAUGCUGGAAAAAGUCUUCGAGGUUUUGCGUCUGUGGGAAUUUACUCCGGAGACCAUUCUUCUGUCCUGUCCGACAGGUAUAGCGUAUCUCCCCCGGCCAUCGUUUUUUCCAGGAGCAAUCACAACGAAGUCUAUGGCGUCUCUCUGCAAAACUACGGUGCUAAGGAUAUAAUUCACUUAAUCAGACGGGAAUUACUCGGCGUGUUUCCAGAAAUCACGGUGGAAAAUUUUCCUUCCUUCUCCACUCGUCAAAAACCUUUGCUUGUUUUAUUCUCAGAUGGCAAUCUAGAACCGACUGAUGAGAAACACAUUCUGCGUCUGGUGAAAGGAAAAUAUUUAGAGCCGUAUCUCACCGGCUGGCUGAAUAUAAGGAGUACUCCAGCGGGUAAUGCGGUGCUGAAGAGGUACUUUGGCUUCAUACCAAGCCUACCGCUGCUUGCCAUCAUACACUUUGAUGCCACGGGGCAUGUGUUUGCCUUUCCUUCCGACCAACAGCUCACUGAAGUCAGCAUCUUGUACUGGCUGGAGAUGGUAAAAGCAGGAGAAGAGGUGCCUGUGUAUACUUUAUCAAAAGACGAAUGGAAACCCCGCUUUCCCGAUUAUGAUUUCCUGGCCAUGAUGGAUGCAGCCGAUCCACACAUUGCUGCUCAGAAAAUCCGCAUUCGCAUGAAAUCGGGCAAGAGAAAGAAAAUAGAAGUUCCGUCGGCACGAGCGGAAAAAGAUGAACAUUUGUCAAAGGCGAGUUUACGGGGAACAGCUCCAAAGAUUCUACAAAAGGAAAAGAACCAUCAAACUCACUCAGACCUGUAGUCCAAGUGACAGUCAUCCUGUGGACCUGGAAAUUUGAGAAAUAAAUGUUUUUACCGUCUAGAAAA